AUGCGACAGGUCGCUCAGGCAUACAAGAUCAGUCUUACGUCGCCAAGAAAAGCCGAAUCCACCAUGGACCCGCCCAAGUCAAGAGUCUCAGAGCUUGAAGAAGCGAAGUCUUCUCCUCUUGAUCGCCAUGGCGACCAUGAGCAUCAACAGAAGCUCACCCGGAGCGUGUUGUGGAAGCUUGACAUACGAAUCCUCCCUAUGCUUGCCGCGCUGUUUUUGUGCUCGUUUUUGGAUAGGACGAACGUAGGCAACGUGAAGAUUAUCGGCUUAGAGAAAGACCUCUCUAUGACGGAUCAUCAGUAUGAUAUCGGCUUAGCUGUGUUCUAUCUCACCUACAUUUGCAGUGAAAUUCCGAGUAACUUGGUACUGAAGAAAGCGUCGCCGAAGAUUUGGUUGCCAUUCUUGACCGUUAUCUGGGGUAUAAUCACUAUGUGUCUGGGAUUUGUGCAGAACUUUCCUAGUUUCGCCGGUGUCCGGGCCUUGCUGGGUAUUGCAGAGGGAGGCCUUCUUCCGGGCAUGGUCUUGUAUUUGUCUGGCUUCUAUAGACGAGGGGAUUUAGCUUUGCGAAUUGGCUUGUUCUAUACAGCUGCUUCCCUAUCGGGCGCAUUCGGAGGUCUGCUCGCCCGUGGGCUGGCUGAAAUCGGGCAUCGGGGUGGCAUAGCAGGUUGGCGCUGGAUCUUGAUUAUUGAGGGACUCUUGACAGUUGCCUGUGGAAUCGUGAGCUUCUUCGUCCUUCCAAACAGCUUGGAGUCUGCACGUUUCUUGACAGCCGAAGAAAAAGCAUUCGGACGGGAGAGGCUGAACCUUGAUAGCCCCAGAUCGGCGGUCGGAACCUUGGCAUCUGAAAAGGAAUCAUUCAAAUGGUCGGAAGUGCGCCGAGGAGUGCUAGAACUACAAGUGUGGCUCUCUGCUUCGGCGUACUUUGCCAUUCUUGCCGGACUAUACUCCUUUGGCCUGUUUUUGCCGACAAUCAUCAAAAAUCUCGGUUUCGCCAAAGAUGCCAAUGAAGUUCAGCUGUGGUCUGUGAUACCCUACGCAGUCGCAGCCGUUCUCACAGUCGUCGUUGCCGUCAUUUCCGAUCGUCUCCGCCUUCGAGGUGUGGUCAUGCUCUUCACCCUCCCAAUCGCUAUCAUCGGAUACGCAGCAAUUGCCAAUAUUGACAACCCUCGCAUUCAAUAUGGCAUGACCUUCCUCAUGGCAACCGGCCAAUACGCUAGUGUCCCAUGCAUUCUCGUGUGGCUAUCGAAUAAUUCUGCGGGGCAUUAUAAGAGGGCCACAACAUCCGCACUGCAGUUGGCAAUUGCGAAUGCUGGAGGAUUUGUUGCGACCUUCAACUACCCAUCGCGCGACGGACCACUGUUCCAUCGUGGACAUACCAUUGUCCUGGGGUUGCUGGUUUUUGCAUGGUUUAUGAUCUUGUUUAACGUGCUCUACUGCGCAAAGAUUAAUCGCGACAAGAGAAAUGGGAAAUACGAUAAGUACGCGGGAUAUAAUGACGACCGUAACCCGGAGUUUAUGAUGGUUCUAUGA
Molecule: messenger RNA, 1530 nt
Organism: Penicillium paradoxum
Lineage: Eukaryota; Fungi; Ascomycota; Eurotiomycetes; Eurotiales; Aspergillaceae
Exons: 11
Coding region: 1-1530 (509 amino acids)
Biological process (GO): transmembrane transport
Cellular component (GO): membrane
Molecular function (GO): transmembrane transporter activity
Source: RefSeq, a predicted model, not a curated record